This is a messenger RNA of Alternaria burnsii, 1449 nucleotides long. RefSeq lists its product as uncharacterized. The transcript has a single exon. Bases 1 to 1449 code for a protein of 482 amino acids. The record is from RefSeq and is a predicted model, not a curated record. Gene Ontology annotation, molecular function: protein binding. Lineage: Eukaryota; Fungi; Ascomycota; Dothideomycetes; Pleosporales; Pleosporaceae.
AUGGCAUCGCUUCUCACGAUACCCUUGGAACUACUGGUCACCGUCUCAGAGUACCUUCCUACCGAAGAUUUAGGAUCACUCCGCCUGGCGUGCAAACAGACCGAGAAGUCGCUCUACGAAUGGUUUUCGAAAGAGUUCUUUUUCAAGAAACAGUUCAUGCUUACGCACAAGAGUUUGCAAGCACUCAUCGACAUAUCCAAACACGUGAGCCUCUCCAAGAAACUAUCACAUAUCAUCAUUGCCACCAAUGUUUAUGAUGAGAUACCACUGCGGUUCAAGGAUGAAGAUGCCGCUACACGCUAUAUUCAAGGCUACGAGGAUCAAAAGACGUUGUUGAGUACAGGAAUCGAUCGCGAAAUGCUCACAGAAGCAUUUGAGCGUCUCGACAAUCUCUCCACGAUCGGGAUCCGCGAUUUCAACGCUAGUAAUCGGGUUCGCGAUGGCAAGAGCUGGAGCUCCUGGGGUGCUACAACCGUUCACCGCGAGACCGGAAUUGAACUCCACUUCUCCGAUCGCGACUCUUUCGCGCAUGAACGUACACGUUUCGCAUCUCGCGUCUUUUCCAGUGUGUUGUACGCUUUGGGCAAGGCGAACCGAAGGCCAACUGAAUUCGAGAUCCUACUCCGCCAGCGUGGCCUUCCGGACACAGCGUUUUUCCUCCCAGAUUACAUUCGGCCAGCUGUUGGGCCUAUACUUCAGAACAUAACUACGUUGCUGUUAAAUGUGGAUCUUAAGCCUCGCUACUUGCAUACCCACAGCAACGGAACGUCUGCCGACCCGAACGCGGGACGAUCACUUCGACGCUUUCUCCACUUUACUCCAAAUCUCGUACACCUCCGGUUGAACUUCGAGAAACAUCUGGUAGCCAAUAAUGAGGACUUUCUGCAGUGGUUGGGUACUCCAGAGCUUGCUGCCGGUGCAAAUAGCGCGACCUUCCUUGAUCCCGCCACAAUCGCUUUACCACUCUUGAAGAAGCUCGAACUCGGCCAAUUGAGCGCUCGUGCUGACAUUCUUGUCGCUCUUAUCAAGAAGUUCGCAGCGACUCUAGAAAAUCUAAGUCUUUGGAGGAUGAACCUUCGCGCUGUUGCCGCUGCACCGUUCGGGCACAAGCCCAAUUUCUGGAGAGAAUUCUUUCACAAGCUAUCCACAGACCAGAAGCUUGCCCUCAAUCAUUUGAAAGUCGGUAUCUUGCAGCAAGAUCACAUGCACGUGGGAUUCAAGCGAGAGGAUUCUGACGAUGAGUCAACGACAGCGACCAAAACGGUGAAGGAACAUGCGGGGGCGGAUAUGGGCAAGUUCUGGAAGGAGCUAGAACAGGAAGUGACUGUGAAGUGGCCAGAAGAGACACACCUGGUUGACGCCUCAGACGAAGAUGAAGACGAGGAAAUGGGAGAUGACGAUGACAACGACUUCACUGACGAGGAUGACGACGACGAGGAUGACGAGUAG